AUGAACACAGCUUUAUUACUCUUAUUCAUUUCAUUUGCUUUCUCAAAAGACUUAGUUAGUACAUUUACUAAGGAUGAAGAUGGAAACACUGUUACAUUCACUAAAUUUGAAUUUGAAAAGUGUUAUAUGACAGGUGCAUUGACCUCUAUGUAUUUCACACAUGAUGGUGAUUCUGUAACUUGUACAACAUAUUUAGCUACUAAUGAUUGUUCUGGAUCAGUUACAGCUAGUGUUACUGCUGAUCUUAAUGAUGAAAAAAUCAAGAAACUUCUUUGUUCAGGUUCUGGAGAUGAUGAACAAUGUAGUGUUGAAAUUAAACGAUCACCAAGACAUACUGGAUUCUAUAGUGUAGUUGUAGAUGAUUCAGAUUGUUCACAUAGAGAUGAUACUCCAAGAAUUUAUGUUACCAAAAGAAAGUAUAAAUGUGACAAUGAUGGAUCUUAUUGCAGAUAUAAAGAAGAAGAUAAUGUUAUGUACAUUGACAAAUAUCCAAAUGACAAGAUGAAAGAUGAUGAAAGAAUUUCUCAUGAUAAAGCAUGGGAAUGUGAUAAAUGUUCAGUUGGAAUUAUGUAUCAAUGUGGUGCAGUUUCAACUUUCAUUGUUUCUGCUCUUUUCAUUUUUGCACUUCUUUUCUAA
Molecule: messenger RNA, 636 nt
Organism: Entamoeba nuttalli P19
Lineage: Eukaryota; Evosea; Mastigamoebida; Endamoebidae
Exons: 1
Coding region: 1-636 (211 amino acids)
Source: RefSeq, a predicted model, not a curated record